AUGUCAAGAGCUCAAGUGUCGGUAGGCUCAUCUGUCGAGGCUCAUUUGCCGGGGCUCAAACGUCAGAGGCUCAUCUGUCGGUGUAUCCCUAAUCCCGAUCGUGAUACAUUUUUACAUACCGAUCGGGAUAUGCUUGCUAAUGUUUUUAUGAAGAUAAAUCAGCGACCAGCGACCGACAGUGCUGGAUCAAGCAAAGCAUCUAGUGAAUUUAGUUUUGGAACGAAUCCCGUCUCUCCGCUCAAGAAAGCCUUGCGCCACUCAAUCAACGAACCGAAGGUGACAAAUGAUCAAUCACCAAAGAACACGUCUUGUCAGCUCUCACCGCAAUCGGAAACAAUUAUUGAUGGUUACACAAUACAAUGGCCAAAAUUUCAAAUUCGAAAUGCUCUAUUUCAAGGUCAAUCGUACCCAAUUAAUAAUACGUGUAAUGCCGAUUCGGCGUUAUUUGCUCUUUAUGUCUUAUAUCGAACUGAUCUCAACAUCGCCGAAGAACUUAUCAAUGCUUCAGAAAAAUCACCGUACGGGGCACUUUACAAAACUUUUCACCUGGUCGAAACACAAGGGUGGGAUGCUGCGCGUAUUAAUUGGCUGCUCACACACAACCGUUUGAAAACAUCUGAUCGGCAAACAAAGAGCAUGUUUGGAUCAUUAGAUGAAGACGUUUUCUGCUUUAUCAAAGGUCAACAACGUCACUCGAGCACAAUAAUAUGCUCAAGACCAGAGUGCAAAGGUAGAAAACGUACUGUUACAAGUACAGAGUUACCUAUGUGGUGA
This is a messenger RNA of Didymodactylos carnosus, 774 nucleotides long. NCBI's taxonomy places the organism in Eukaryota, Metazoa, Rotifera, Eurotatoria, Philodinida, Philodinidae. The record is from the annotation of a GenBank genome assembly.